Kickxella alabastrina is the source of this 308-nucleotide messenger RNA. RefSeq lists its product as uncharacterized. The record is from RefSeq and is a predicted model, not a curated record. The transcript has a single exon. The coding region runs from base 33 to 245 and encodes 70 amino acids. Lineage: Eukaryota; Fungi; Kickxellomycota; Kickxellomycetes; Kickxellales; Kickxellaceae.
AUUUAACAUUGCUUAGUAUUAUUAGCAGUUUCAUGCAAUGUAUGCAUUUGAAACUUUAUCAUAUUAUAGGCAAAAUUAGUAUUGUACUUGUUAGUCAUUCCUGCUGGUUCAUUGCCAUCAUUCUGGCUCUGGCUGUCCCUUGCACUCACUGCUGUUUCUACGUCUUGCAUACUGCUUUGCGCUUCUGUUAUUUUACCACGUAUUUUGUCUUGUGCUUGUCUUCCAGUUCGCCGCUGCCACUUUAGCCUGAGCUCUAUCUACACCAAGGAUGCCACCACAGAACAAGUUCUGCAUUUUUUAAGAUUUUA